AUGCAGGAAGCUCCCCUCCACCCGGCCCACCCCGUGCCCUUCGGCCCCAGACUGCCGGCCUUCCGCGAUCGCCGCCUCUGCCCCCCCACCGCCGGCGGGCCCUUCUUCUACGGCGGCUGCACCCCCUUCGUCCCGAGCCCCAGGCCGUCCCCGCUCGGGCGCGGCAGCCCCCCCUUCACCCCGAGCCCCAGGUCCUCGUCGCCCGGCACCCCCUGGUCCUCCUCGGCCUCUUCCUCCUCCGGCUCCCGCGUCGACGCGGCGGCCACGGAGCAUGGCCUGCGCAUGGCCCGCCUCGCGCUGCAGUACCAGGACUUCGCCAACCGCUACCAGCUCUGCCUCUCCCACCUCGCCGACGCCGCGCGCGAGGCCGCCGCCAUCCGCCACGACAACUCCGGCCUCCGCCUCGCCAACAACGUCCUCGCCAGCCGCUUCGCCGUGCUCGGCGGCAACCAGGCCUCAGCCGUCGCGCUGGCCGAGCAGCUCCACCGCCUCCGCCUCGGGCAGAUGCAGGCGCAGGCAGUGCCCGCUCCCCCGGUGCUGCCCAUGCCCAUGGCGCCGCGCCUCGCCUCCUCGGCCGAGAAGCUGCGCCCCCUCCACCCCGGGCAGAUGCAGGCGCAGGUCGUGCCGGCUCCCCCGCCGAUGCCCAGGGCGCGGCCCGCCUCCCCGGCCGAGAAGCACGCGGCGAUGCCCAAGAGCAUCUCCAUCCGCUCCAACGGCUACCUGAAGAUGGACAGGAACGGCAAGCAUCGCGUGACGGCGCCGGUGAACGUCGGCUCGCGCGUGUUCGUGGGCGUGGACGGCGCCAAGGCGGAGGAGCACCAGGGCCGCGGCGGGGAGAAGGGCGGUCAGGUCGCCACGGCUGCCGACGGGCUGCAGUUCGAGGUGUACAGCCAGGGCAUGUUCAAGACGGAGCUGUGCAACAAGUGGGAGGAGACCGGGGCGUGCCCGUACGGCGACCAGUGCCAGUUCGCGCACGGCAUCGCAGAGCUCCGCCCCAUCAUCCGCCACCCGCGCUACAAGACCCAGGUCUGCCGCAUGGUCAUCGGCGGCGCCAUCUGCCCCUACGGCCACCGCUGCCACUUCCGCCACUCCAUCACCCCCGCUGACUACAUCCCCCUCCUCCACCCCUGA
Messenger RNA from Triticum turgidum subsp. durum (durum wheat), 1131 nucleotides. NCBI's taxonomy places the organism in Eukaryota, Viridiplantae, Streptophyta, Magnoliopsida, Poales, Poaceae. The record is from the annotation of a GenBank genome assembly.